UGUCGUCAGCUGGCCAGCUGCUGCAACGCCGUCUGCUUCGAAGCAUCAGCAAAAUUAAUUUUCGCUUCUGAGUCGAUCGAGUGAAUGUGAAAUAUGUCCGGCUUGAGGGUGAUCGGGCUUAUAAAAAACUUCACCCGAUCUCCUACUGCCUCACACCUUCAGAAGCGAUGGUCCUCCGGGACAGCAUGGCAUUAUCGAAGUGUAUCCGAACCCCCUAAGUGGGCACAGAGAGGUGCCACUGCCACUGCUGUUCUUGCUUACUGGUGGUUCUAUUGGAAUUUGUGGCAUGAUUGGCCUCAUCUUCUUGGAAUGCAUAAUGGUCAUUUUUUGAAAGAACCCAGUGAAUAUACAGAUGAAGAAUUAGGAAUACCUCCUGAUGAUGCUUAAAAAUUCAUUGAAUAGGUAAUUCAAGAGUCAUGUAAUAUACUUCAACAUGAAUAAAGUUUCAAGUAUAUGGAAUUUUUUAAAUUGA
Molecule: messenger RNA, 472 nt
Organism: Copidosoma floridanum
Lineage: Eukaryota; Metazoa; Arthropoda; Insecta; Hymenoptera; Encyrtidae
Gene: Ndufb2
Product: NADH dehydrogenase (ubiquinone) 1 beta subcomplex, 2, 8kDa
Biological process (GO): mitochondrial respiratory chain complex I assembly
Cellular component (GO): respiratory chain complex I; mitochondrial inner membrane
Source: RefSeq, a predicted model, not a curated record